Molecule: messenger RNA, 1164 nt
Organism: Letharia lupina
Lineage: Eukaryota; Fungi; Ascomycota; Lecanoromycetes; Lecanorales; Parmeliaceae
Exons: 3
Coding region: 1-1164 (387 amino acids)
Molecular function (GO): oxidoreductase activity
Source: RefSeq, a predicted model, not a curated record
AUGGAUUCUAUGAAGCAAUCCUACGACAUGUUAGGAGAGAAGGCUUUGGAGAAAUUGGACAGGAUAUCUCCACCGCCAAGCUCAGGUCUUCCUCGCAGUUUGGUCAGAAACGAGGCCAAACCUGCGUUCAACUCCCACGGCACUGGUGAACAGGCUCCGGAAGGUAAAAGAGAUCUUUACGCUCUGUUACGGCAAAAUGCCUUUAAUGAUGAAGCUCUGGGUUUCGCUGUCACUGAUAAUCGCAGUGAAACCACACAGCAUUUACUUCAGUGUACCCGAUCGCUGGAAUCCAUCCAACCUGGUGGCGCUGGCCAUGCCUCUUCGGUACGAGUUCGCUUACUCCAUGCGGCUGUACGCCAAAGAAUCAUGAAACUCGCCCGACAACGGCCAGAGUACUAUGAUAUCAACGCGUGGGGAAUACCAAUCAACGAUCUAGACUGCAUAGGAACCAUAGGUACCUUUUGUGCUACGCUCAUCUGGAUCAGCCUACCAAGGCAGGGCAUUUUCAUGACGCAGCGUGAGGUCACCGACUACGUCGCUUUGUGGCGCUAUAUAGCCUAUUUGACGGGCACUCCAACUGAGCAUUUUGAGACGCCAGAGAAGGCGAAGCGCAUCAUGGAGGUCCUCUUUCUAUACGAGAUAAAGCCCACGGAAACUUCGAAGGUCUUGGCAAAUAAUAUCAUCAAAUCACUGGCGGGCCAACCUCCCGGUUUUGCUUCAGAGGCGUUCCUUCAAGUCAACAGUCGAUGGCUGAACGGCGGCGAAUUAAGUGAUGCACUCGGUAUCGGCAGACCAAGCAUUUACUACUGGGCCUUGGCAGUUGGGCAGUGCCUUUUUUUUAUGGCCAUCUGCUACACAUACAGAUCUGUACCAUACCUUGACCGACGGAAGAUUGCGGCGCUACGCAGGGUAUUCUGGCAAGUCAUUAUCAAGAACAAAAGCGGUCUGGGGGAAGAGACGACGUUCGACUUCAAGUACAUACCGAAUCUCUCGAAGAAGACGCAGAUGGAGGAUGCCCUAGAGCCUGGCAUAAAGAAGGCUGGGAUAGAGCGGCGGAACCUGCAAGCAUUGGGGAUUGGAUGCAUCAUGUUUGCGCUUGCCGGAUUCUUUGGCUUGAGGAUCGUGGCAGCUGUUAUAAAUCGCGCUGUAAAGUGGUUGCCUUGA